AUGCCUUACGUGAGCGAUGCACCAAAAUGCCACGACGUUGUUGAAGGACCAAAUGCGAUCGCCCUACCCCCUCGCUGUGGAUCAUCAACUCGUCGUGGGCCCAAUACAUCCCUCAAAAAACAGAAAAAGAAAACAUAUGGGUUGACGUCAACCGGCAAAGAAGCACCGCUUCUUCUCAUAGCAGUUGCCGGAAUUCCAAAAGAACGGUGUCGAAAGUCUUCUCAGCGGAGUCGCUGCUAUGCUUUUGACGAACUUGUUGUUGAUUGGGAUUCUCAUUCAGUAGUGGAAUGUUCACUCAAACAAUCCAAUCGAAGUUUUGUAGUACUUUUCUUCCAAUCUGUAAUCUCAGGAGUCGUAAUUAAUAAUCUGACAUCGUAUCAUGGUGUAACCUUACAGCUAUGGGACAUCCGAGACGGUAUGUGCAAGCAAACAUUCCCUGGUCACGAAUCGGAUAUCAAUGCUGUUGCUUUUUUCCCUUCUGGUUAUGCUUUUGCCACUGGAUCAGAUGAUGCCACUUGCCGUCUCUUCGAUAUUCGUGCAGAUCAGGAAUUGGCCAUGUAUUCUCACGAUAACAUUAUUUGCGGUAUUACUAGCGUAGCUUUCUCAAAAUCUGGUCGGCUGUUAUUCGCUGGAUAUGACGAUUUUAACUGUAAUGUCUGGGAUUCAAUGAGGCAAGAACGAGCAGGUAAGACGUUUCGCACUUAUUGCGCCCGUCAUUAUUAG
This is a messenger RNA of Cooperia oncophora, 723 nucleotides long. NCBI's taxonomy places the organism in Eukaryota, Metazoa, Nematoda, Chromadorea, Rhabditida, Trichostrongylidae. The record is from the annotation of a GenBank genome assembly.